GCGAGCAGAGCGGAAAAGCUGCUGUGUGGCGAAAAAACAAUAAAUGACACAAUAAGAAGUAUAUUCAAAAAUAAACAAAGAGUAAAAAAGAAAAUAUACAAAAUAAUAUAAAAAAAACAAACCAGUUAAAGCCGCAGCAGGACUCACAGAUACUAAAGGAGGGCACCCGAAAAGUAUGCAGCAAAAAUGUGAAUAAUUACUACCAAAAAGGAAGAAAACAACAACAAAGCAGCAUCAUCACACACGCAUACUCUGUUGUUGUUAUAUAAGUGUGUGUGCGUGUGCGGGUGUGUGUGCUUGCGUAGUAGUAAAAAUGUAGCAGAACAACAAUUGCAAAAAAAACGAGACAACGAAUCUAAGGAAAUUUUUGAUACCACAAUUUUUGUUAACAAAAAAACAAAAAAAAAGGAAAGAUAAGAGAAGCGAAGAAAAAAAGGAGGAAACAUUAAAGAAAAGCUAAGGAAAUAAGCAGCUGGCAGUCAGAGAAAUUAUUUGCCCCAAGAAAUAUACCACAAAAAGGAAAAGAGAAAGCCAGAGAAAGCGUCCAUCAUCCACCAAUACAAAUUCAAAUGAACAUGCUACAGAGUUUCAGCGGCGGCGACGUCAGCAGCGCGGAGACCGAACUGAAGGAGCGGCUGAUAGCCAGCGUGAAGAAGGAGGUGAAGCAGCUGAUGGAGGAGGCGGUGACCAAGAAGUACGUCCACGAGGAGAGCAGCUCGGUGACCUCGCUCUGUGGCGCCGUGGAGGCCUGCCUGAGUCAUGGUCUGCGGAGAAGGGCCCUGGGAUUGUUCAAGACCUCCUCGACGACGGCGCUGAUCCAGAAGAUAGCCAAGAUCUGCCCGGAGGCGGACUACGUCAGUCGCCGUCUCCUCGAACUGGAACUCGCCCAGGAGUCGAAUGCGGUUAGCGGCAAGCGCUCCUCCUCCAGCAGCGAUAGCAUCAUCAAGCCGAAGCUCUUGAGCAAGGGCAGCGGGAGCAGCAAUUCGGUGACCACCAUCAACACGGUGUCCAAUGGCGUGGGAUCGGGAUCCGGUGGUGGAGCAGGGGGAGGAGGGGUCAUUACCCCAUUGGGCAAGUACCUGUGGAUCCGACUGGCCCUGCACGAGAAACGGCUGGCCAAGAUCAUCGAGCAUUUGGUUAACAACGCCAGCAGCUAUUACGACCGCGAGGCGCUGGUCGCCGAUCCGGAUUAUGGCUCCAUCCUGAGCUCGCUGCUGGUGGGUCCUUGUGCCCUGGAGUUCACCCGGGCCAAGACCGCCGAUCACUACUGGUCCGAUCCCUGUGCCGACGAGCUGGUGCAGCGUCACAGGAUCAGCUCGGGCAACCGGACGCCGCCCACCACCCACCGGCCCAUCAUCAAUUUCAAGCGCAGCCUGCACACCAGCUCGGAGGACACGAGCAGUGGAUCCUUCAAGGCCAGCUCGCCGGCGAGCGUGGCCAAGGACUACGUGGAGUCGCUGCACCAGAACUCGCGGACCACUCUGCUCUACGGGAAGAACAACGUGCUGGUGCUGCCCAAGGAUGUGUCCGAGCCGAUGCCAGGAUAUCUCAGUCUGCACCAGAGCAUCCAGUCGCUGACGAUCAAGUGGACGCCGAACCAGCUGAUGAACGGCUACAUCGAUGGCGAUGGCGGCGACAAGAGCUUCUACUGGAGCUAUGCCCUUAACAUCAAUGUGGAUGAGAUCGUCUAUGUGCACUGUCACCAGAAUCGAGGAGGCGACACUGGCGGCACCAUCAUCCUGGUGGGUCAGGACGGUGUCCAGCGACCGCCCAUCCAUUUUCCCGAGGGCGGACACCUCCAGGCGUUUCUCAGCUGCUUGGAGACGGGCCUCCUACCACAUGGCCAGCUGGAUCCGCCAUUGUGGUCGCAGCGAGGGAUUGGCAAGCUGUUCCCCUGGCCGAAAAGCGUGAGGAGACACAUCCUGCCGUCGGUGAUGGAGGCAGGAGCCUCCACCGCCGAUGAGACGCCCAUUGACUAUGUGUUCCGCGUGGUCAGCAAGUGCCAGCACGAGGAGUUCCUGGCCAGCCAUCCGAUCCUGGAGCUGGGGCGAUCGAGUCCGCGGCGGAAGCAUUUGGGCAGCUGCUCCACCACCGGCAGCAGCGAUUGCUCCAGCAAGAGCCUCUCCAUCGACCAGAGCAGCUGCGAGACGCCCCUGAUCCAGGCCAGCCAGAGCACCAGCAUCGAACUGGUCUGCUCCACGAUGCGGAGGCAGAUCAUCUCCAGGGCCUUCUACGGCUGGCUGGCCUACUGCCGCCACCUCUCCACGGUGCGGACCCACUUGUCCGGCCUGGUCAACGGUCGCAUCAUGCCGGAUCUGGCUGCGGAUGAGGAGGGCCUGACGCGCGAGAAGUGGCUGGCGAUGCACGAGGAUGGCGUGGUCAGUGGCGAACUGGAGCUCUAUCGCCUGGUUUACUUCGGCGGCGUGCAGCCCGACCUACGCAAGGAUGUGUGGCCCUAUCUCCUGGGGCUCUAUGCCUUCGGCUCCACGCCGGAGGAGCGGAAAAAGCAGGACGAGACCUGCAAGCACUACUACGAGACGACGAUGAGCGAGUGGCUGGCGGUGGAGGCCAUCGUGCGUCAGCGGGAGAAGGAGAAGACGGCACUGGCCGUGGCUAAAUUGAGUGCCGAGCAGGCUCGCCUGGCGGCCAAUGCCUCGAGCGCCCUCAAUCCCCACCAGAAACUCACGAACGGCAGUCGCCAAUUGGAGUUGGAGCAAAAAAAUGGCGAGGAGGAUCAAGAACAUCUAAUCUUGGAUGAGGGCGAGAACGAUGUGUUUGAUGACAAUGACUUUUCGGAUAUAUCCGAUCCAGGGGAUCUGUUCGACGAGCCGGAACUGGGCCAGGAAGCCGAGGAGCAGGAGCAGGAGCUGGAGCUGGAGAACGCAGAGGAGAAGGUCUUGGAAAAGCAACAGGAUCAGGAAGAACUUGGAAUGCCGCGACUCAGCGAGCAACUGGUUCUGGAAUUCCAGAACAUAGACAACAUGGAACCGCUGCGUCUGCAGGAGAACUGUUUCGCCGAUUCCGAGAACGAAAACGAUCUGGGAUUUGGUCUGGACGGAAGCGGCAAUAUCCUGAUGCUGAGCAUCAAGAGCUCGCCCUCAACGAGCAGCUAUGAAACGGUGGGAAACGAAUUCGUGGACAUGGUGGAGGGCAAGCUGGAGGAGGAGGAGCCGCCGGGAGAACUAAGCAAGUUCCACAGCGCCGACGAUGUGAGGCUGGAUAACCAGGAGGAGGAGGAAUCAUCGCAGCCGGCCACUGCGGUGAUAAUAACAGAGGCGGCUUCGCUAGACGCUUUGGACGACGAUCCCACCGAGGAGUUGACAUCGAGGAAGACCAGCCUGAUGUCGCCCCUCAACGAGGACAUCACGGUGGUGGCCUCACUGGACGCUCUGCAGGAGCCCAAAUCUGCCUGCGUCUCGCCGGCGAGCUCCAAUGGCGGUGUCUACAGCGUGGAGCUGCUGGAGCAGUUCGGGCUGAAUCUGCACCGGAUCGAGAAGGAUGUGCAGCGGUGCGACAGGAACUACUGGUACUUCGCCAACGAGAACCUGGACAAGCUGCGCAACGUGAUCUCCACGUACGUGUGGGAGCACCUGGACGUGGGCUACAUGCAGGGCAUGUGCGACCUGGUGGCUCCGCUCCUGGUCAUCUUCGACGACGAGUCGCUCAGCUACAGCUGCUUCUGCAAGCUCAUGGAGCGCAUGAUCGAGAACUUCCCCAGCGGCGGGGCCAUGGACAUGCACUUCGCCAACAUGAGGUCCCUCAUCCAAAUCCUCGACUCGGAGAUGUACGACCUGAUGGACUCCAACGGCGACUACACGCACUUCUACUUCUGCUACCGCUGGUUCCUGCUCGACUUCAAGAGGGAGCUCGUCUACGACGACGUCUUCGCCACCUGGGAGGUGAUCUGGGCGGCCAAGCACAUCGCCUCCGGCCACUUCGUCCUCUUUUUGGCCCUGGCCCUGCUGGAGACCUAUCGCGACAUCAUCCUCUCCAACAGCAUGGACUUCACCGACGUCAUCAAGUUCUUUAAUGAGAUGGCGGAGCGUCACAACGCCCAAUCAAUCCUGCAGCUGUCUAGGAGCCUGGUCCUCCAGCUGCAGACCAUCAUUGAGAACAAGUAAACAGAGGCGGAGGAGCCAUCGUCAUCAGUCAUCCAUCGUCAUUUCCUGGAGACCUCAGUUCCCGAUCAGUAUUGAGCAUGCGAUGUACUUUGUAGCUAGCACCUAGAGCAUAGAAUCGUUGAAUCUGAGUUAGAAAGCGCUUAGGGAUACAUAACCAUACGUAGAGCAUAUUCCAUAUACCAUAAACCAUAUACCAUAUACCAAAUACCAUAUACCAAAUAGCAUAUAACAUAUAACAUACCUGCACCCUAGAGAUUGCAAUUAGCUGAGGCUCUCGUUGAGGUUUUUUUGGGAGGCUUUCCGUAAUCCGCAAUGGUUUUUUUUUUGGAAACGGCUGGGAAUCGCUUAAAGAAAUUUAGCAAAAUUAAGGAAAUUGUAGUGACCUGAAAAACAAAAGAGAGGAAAUCAAGUGGAAAUCGAACAACGUAAAAGAUAAACUAUUUAUACUUAUACAAUAUACAUGCAUAUACCGAUUAUAUUAUAUACAGGCAGUUGCAUAUUUAUGCGUUUUGUAUAUUCGAGAGAACCAGGGGGGGGAGGGUGGAUCAUGUAUAUGGAUAUUGUGCUAGAUAUCGUCUAUAUAUGGCAAUCAAUGCUGUGCGGCUGCGACUGCGGCCAAUUGUUGUUAAUGUUAUGUUAUUGAUUUGGCAAGUAAUCGGAUAUAUUAUAUAUACACACCUUUAUUGAAAGAUAUUCAGGGGAAGACGUAGAAAAGCUCUAGGAAGGUGUCUUAAAUUUUGUAAAAUUAAACAUUUCGAUGAUUGAUAUUGAUAUCGUUUUAAAAUCUGUAUAAAUAUGAAUGCAUUGGUUUCCUUUUCAGGAGAUUUAAAAUCUUUAGAGCUUUUCUAUGGCACCCCUGAAUCAAAUUGCAAUUGUUCGCUUGGUCGGUUUGGUUAACUCCUAUUUUUCAUUUGUAGCUGCAAGCGGUGAGAAAACAUUUUGUAUUCGAGAUACCCGACAGGUGGAUCCUGGGGAAAUAUCUCUAUAGGUGAAUCGAACAAUUGCCGACACACACACAAAACCCAAGAAAAAAAAAAACAAAAUACCCACAGAAAAAUGUUACGAAAUUUGUUGUUGACGGCUGCGGAACAUUGUGUUUGUUUGUAUUAGCAAAAUUAGUAUGCAAUCCAAUAUAUAAUGAUAUAUAUUAAAACAAUAUUUAUACAAAUACCUAUUAACCCAAACAUAAAUAUAGAGAACGGAAUGUGUUAGCCGUGUAUUGUUAUAAUCGAACCCGAUUCGUUGCUAUUCUCAGGCAAAAAAAACAUAGUUUCUAUCCCGUUUUUCGUUGUUUUUUGGUAAGUGCAGGCGCACCAAAAAUCCCUCCACUGGGCUUAUAUACAACUUAUAUAGAACUAUAUAGAGCAAACACUUUGUGUGGAAUCUAAGUUAAUGCGAGUAGCACGCUUUUUGUGUAUGGAAAAAAAAACGUCGAAAAACGAAAAACCAAAAAAAUACUUAAUGUGAUUUCUUGUUGCUUCUUUGAAUAUUGAUAUUUUUGUAAACGCUAAAACGUAUAUAGAUAUAUACACAUAACGAAAGAGAAGGAGAUGACAAGCAACAGAAAGAGACGGGGAAUGGGGGAGAGGGUAGAGGAGAGCGAGAAGAUAUAUUUUACACUUGGAUGGGAAAAGGAGGGGGAUACGAAUGACAGUCGAGUCCAACCAAAAUUUUGGCCACAUUUUUGAUACACAUAUUCGACAAAAGAUCUACUGAUCCACCACGAUGAACAAAAAAAAACAACAAAGAACUAAAAACCCGUAGAGCAAGGCAGGAACUCUCGCUAUAUUAUAUUGUAUCGUAAUCAAACUAAGCUACAUAUAUAUUUAUACCCGUCUGUGUAGAGACGCCACCUAUAGAGCCCGAGCAUAUAGAAUAUUACGUUACCCACGAUUGUAACCACAUAUAGCAUACGCAUGAAUAUUACGGAUAUCUUAUGUUCCAAGCGAAACCACAUAAAAAAGCCCGAAAAAAAACGAACGAUCAAUGUAUAAUUUACCGAAACCAUGUCGAUGAAAACAAAAUAAAAGGAAUUAUGUAAAAUGUUUACAAGAAAA
Molecule: messenger RNA, 6178 nt
Organism: Drosophila rhopaloa
Lineage: Eukaryota; Metazoa; Arthropoda; Insecta; Diptera; Drosophilidae
Product: small G protein signaling modulator 2
Exons: 6
Coding region: 570-4121 (1183 amino acids)
Biological process (GO): activation of GTPase activity
Molecular function (GO): GTPase activator activity
Source: RefSeq, a predicted model, not a curated record